AUGUAUUCCUUUUUGUCCGCGGGUAAAAGCUCAUGUCCCCGCAAGCCUGCUCCAGGGCUGCUGAUUUCUUCCUCUGUGACUUCCGCCGUUCCUCCUCGGCCUGCGAGUCUCUCUUCCUGCAACGAGUACCUCUCUACUUUGUUGUUCUUUCGCCCCGGAUCAGGAACUCGAUCAAGGAGCUCCAGAUGCUUUGCACUCCGAAUCGAGGAGAAGUUUCUCACUCAAACCAGCACGAAACAACAGAAGAGCCCUUUCAAAGCCUUGCCUCGCAUUCACCAUGUACACUACCCGGUACAAGGUCUCCCCUUGAAUCGUCGCCGUCCCGGCAACGAACUGCCAUGCAUCGCGGCAGCAUGUCGAGAUGGCUUUGUGACCGCGCAUCGCACCAACAUUCCAGUUGAUGAACCUCGCGGCAUCAUGCGAGCCUUUUAUACUGGUAUGUUACAGCGAGCUGCUCUAACUGAAGAGCAACAAGAACUCUCUUUGUUUCAGGAUCCUAACAACUCAUGCAGCACCUCCAUUGCAGCUCUCAGUGUGACGACACUGGACACAACCAAGGCCCAGCCUCUUGGUGAUUCUUAUUUCAAUUGGCUUCGCAAUACGCAUUCCUUUCGGCUGCAAUUUGAUCUGGCCAAAGGUAUAGUACUAUCUUCGAGUCCACUCAAUGAGGCUUGUUAG
Messenger RNA from Penicillium brevicompactum, 678 nucleotides. RefSeq lists its product as uncharacterized. The record is from RefSeq and is a predicted model, not a curated record. The transcript is spliced from 2 exons. Lineage: Eukaryota; Fungi; Ascomycota; Eurotiomycetes; Eurotiales; Aspergillaceae. The coding region runs from base 1 to 678 and encodes 225 amino acids.